AUGGAGUUCUGGCUGAUUUCAGUUCCUCUGGACAAAGUCAGCUGUCAGUCUGUUGAGACACUCAAACACAUCACUGCCAAAACAGGUCUAGCCACAAGCUACAGAUUCCAUGUUCCAGAGCUGAAGGUGGGAACUCUGGAUGUGUUGUUGGGGGUCUCUGAUGAUCUGUCAAAACUGGACACAUUUACAGAGGGUGUGAUUCGUCAGACGUCACAGUGUUUGGGUGAGGUGAUGGACGAGUUCAGUGGAAAACUCCUGGAGAUCAUGUUAGUGAACAGAGAGCACAAAACCCACCAGAAAGAUCAGCAGUCACCACUGAAAUCAUAUUUCCAGAACGUGCACGUGGACUUGGAAACAUAUGUGACCAAGUUUCAGUGGGACAGAGCCAAAUACCCCAACUCACAGCCUAUAAAGACCCUCACUGACAUCAUCUCUAAACAAGUUUCUCAGGUGGACACAGAGUUGAAGUCACGCAGGGCUGCAUACAAUAAUGUGAAAGCCAGAAUUCAAAGCCUUGAGCACAAAACUGAAGGAAGAUUACAGACUCGCACGCUGACAUUCAUUGUGAAAAAGGAGGAUUUGGUUUUAAAUUCGGAGUACCUCACAACGCUGCUAGUUGUGGUGUCCAGGACGGCAUAUGCACUAUGGGAGAGGACCUAUGAAUCCAUGUCAAAGUUUAUUGUUCCCCGUUCCAGCCGGAAGUUGGUUGAGGAUGAUGAUGCAGGAAUUUUCACAGUAACGCUGUUUAAGAAUGCUGCCACUGAAUUCAAAGCCAAUGCCAAAAAGCACAAGUUUAUAGUGAGGGAAUACAACCUGGAUGAGGCAGAGAAGCAAAAGCAGGAGAUGGCCUGUCUUGCUGUGGAUAAGAAGGAACUGUAUAGAACAUUUAUGUGUUGGCUAAAGGUGAACUUUAGUGAGAUUUUUGUUGCCUGGAUUCAUGUCAAGGUCCUUCGUACAUUUGUUGAGUCAGUCCUCAGGUACGGUCUGCCGGUCAGUUUCCAGGCUAUUUUGGUACAGCCCAAUAAGAAGAGUGUGAAACAGCUAAGGCAGCAACUCAACUCUUUAUUCAAACACCUUGACCCAGCAGCAGUGUCGAGUAAACCAGAUGUGGGAUUUGAUAUCCCAGAUGUUACCACUGGACAGCAGGAAUAUUACUCCUACAUCUUUUAUCCAAUCAAUAUUAAUUUGGUGGAUCCAAGCUAG
This is a messenger RNA of Xyrauchen texanus (razorback sucker), 1203 nucleotides long. RefSeq names its product ATPase H+ transporting V1 subunit C2 (gene atp6v1c2). Gene Ontology annotation, biological process: proton transmembrane transport. Gene Ontology annotation, cellular component: vacuolar proton-transporting V-type ATPase, V1 domain; lysosomal membrane. NCBI's taxonomy places the organism in Eukaryota, Metazoa, Chordata, Actinopteri, Cypriniformes, Catostomidae. The coding region runs from base 1 to 1203 and encodes 400 amino acids. The record is from RefSeq and is a predicted model, not a curated record. The transcript has 13 exons. Gene Ontology annotation, molecular function: proton-transporting ATPase activity, rotational mechanism.